AUGGCCAUAGACACUGCUGAGCUAUUAGGACUGAAGAUGGAACCUUCUAAAGAUAGUUUCACUUUCGUGGAUAGCUCCCGAGUAAACUCAGCAGGCAUGAUCAAGAAUGUUAAGGUGGAGAUAGGGGAAUACAUUAUCCUUGUGGACUUUCAUGCUAUGGUUAUCAAAUCAGGCAAGACAUCUCCACUUCUUUUUGGAAGAGCCUUCAUGGCUACAGUGGGGGCAGUUUGUGAUCUUAAGAGAAAUAAGAUAUGUCUGACUAAUGUUGAUGAAACUGUCUUCUAUGAUCCCAUGGAAAAGAAGAAAAGUGAGGAGGUUAUUUCAUGCAUAGAGAUGAUUGAAGAUCCAGGACCUACAACUGAUUUCAAUCGCGAGCCCGCAAUACUAGAAUCAGUGUCGGUCGACAUUAGAAUUGCAGCAUCGGUCGACUUCCAGUCCUCAGAAUCGACCGACAAUCAGACUUCAGCAUCAGACGACUCUCAGUCUUCAAAAUUGAUCGACACGAAGCUUUCAGCAUCGGUCAACAACCUCCGACUUUCCGAACACCCGAGACUGAAAAGUCUAAGUGUGGGGGAAGGACCAAGAAAAGAAAGAAGAAAAAGAAAACGAAUGUAG
Molecule: messenger RNA, 615 nt
Organism: Brassica napus (rape)
Lineage: Eukaryota; Viridiplantae; Streptophyta; Magnoliopsida; Brassicales; Brassicaceae
Exons: 1
Coding region: 1-615 (204 amino acids)
Source: RefSeq, a predicted model, not a curated record